GCUGUUCAACCCGUGUACAUGAUGCGCCAUGCAAAGUAUAAGAACCCCACAAUACCACCGAGCGCCAAAUGCGCCAAACAGAGCAUGACCGAUGCAGAUGAUCUCCAGCUCCAGCCACGUGGCUGGAAACAAAUCAAGGAGAGAGAGAGGUAUUGUUAA
Messenger RNA from Bipolaris zeicola 26-R-13, 159 nucleotides. RefSeq lists its product as uncharacterized. Lineage: Eukaryota; Fungi; Ascomycota; Dothideomycetes; Pleosporales; Pleosporaceae. The record is from RefSeq and is a predicted model, not a curated record. The transcript has a single exon. The annotation marks the transcript as partial.